AUGACUAGCGUCUACGUAAUAGUCCGAAGCGAGGGGGAAAUCGACUCCUUCGCCAUCGGCAACACCCUGCUGAACCUGGGCAUCAACGAGAGAGCGAAACUACUAAAAAGUGGUGACUACCUCGUCGAGGUGAAAGAUAGCGAGACAGCGAACAGCCUGAUACAAGUACAAGAGCUUGAGGAUGGCACCAAAGUGAAGGCUGAGUUACACCCGUCAAUGAACGGGAGUAAGGGAGUCAUCCGAUGUCCGGCGCUGGCGAGCCGAUCAGACGAUGAGAUAAAGGAGAAACUCAACAUCCCAACGUUGACGAGGGUGCAGGGAAAAGGUAAUGGAGUCUACGUACUUACCUUCCAGCUCCCGCAGCCACCCAAAGAAAUACGAGUAGGAGCGCUAAUGGUAAAGGUGAGCCGCUUCUACCCGCGCCCCCUGCUUUGCAGGGGGUGCUUCGUGUAUGGACACGCACAGGAGCAUUGCCGCAAUAAAAGACACUGUAAUAAGUGUGGCCAGUACCAUGGAGACGCAGAGUGCGGGCCCACCAAGUGCCGCAAUUGUGGUGGGCCCCACGUGCCCACACAACCGUGGUGUCCGGCGUGGAAACAGGAGAUGGCAAUAAACAAGAUAAUGACCGAUAAAGGAAUCCCGCCAAUCAAGGCGAGAGCCCUUUACAAGCGAGAACACAAAAAAUCAUACAUCAACACGCCUCGGGUCGACGCGGAAGUUCGUCGCGCAGAAGAUGAACCUGGACCAUCCCAGAAACGGCCCGCGAAACCCGUUCUGAAGUCACCAAGCGAAGGCGAGAGCGAGGACAACCGUCCAACCGCUACGCCACCGGCCAAGAAAGCUAAGGCGAAGAUCCGACGCAAGUCUACUAAGUACUGA
Aedes albopictus (Asian tiger mosquito) is the source of this 879-nucleotide messenger RNA. RefSeq lists its product as uncharacterized. The coding region runs from base 1 to 879 and encodes 292 amino acids. The record is from RefSeq and is a predicted model, not a curated record. The transcript has a single exon. Lineage: Eukaryota; Metazoa; Arthropoda; Insecta; Diptera; Culicidae.